AUGGCUCUUAAACUUCUCUUCUUGGCGGCGGCGCACCUCGUGCAUGCAGACUCCUCUCAUGCACUCUUUUACAGAAAUGUCAAUGCGGAAACAGCUCGUGGAAUAGCUUCUCUAAAGGGUUAUGACGCGCUCGGUGAUAAUAGCCCCGUUUUUAACGAGCAGGGCUUCUGGUUCUCCCACUUCACCGUCGGAGCGAGACCCGACCUCCAAAUCUUGAUUGACACUGGCUCCUCAGAUGCCAUUCUUAACCCGGGCGUGUACAAGCCUUCCCCGGGCUCAGUUAAUGCGAAUAGACCGUUUCGUAUCUCCUACUCAACCACCAAUCCUGACGGAUCGGGAACUCUAACUGCAUCCGGCAACGUCUACCAAGAUGUAAUCACCCAACUCUCCGCCAAUCUCACCGUCAAGCGACAAACGCUCGGUGACAUCAAAAACCCAACCUCGCCACCAACCUUCCCGCAUGACGGCCUCAUCGGAUACGCAGGCCAGGACGGCAGCGCUCUCCGCGGAUCACCCUUCAUCCAGUCCCUCUGCGACCAGGGCACCCUCUCCUCAUGCCGCUUCGGCCUAGCCCUCAAGACCGAUAAAACUGGCUCUAUAUACUACGGCACCGUCCCAACAGACACAUUUUCCGGACCGCUGACCAACGUCGAAAUCCAGGGACAGUGGACAGUAGAAGGCGACAUCACUGUAAAUGGCAAGACAGUCCAGUCAGGCGAAAACAUCAUGACCGAUUCAGGAACGACCGUUAUCUUUGGUCCAACCAGUCAAGUUACAAACUUGUUCAAAAAGGCUGGUAUUCAGGCGGUGCGCACGCAGAACGGCAUAACGGGGUAUUAUAAGUGCAGUGCCCCGCCGGUGAUUGGACUUUCGCUCGGGGGAAAGAACUUUAACAUUCUGCCUGAAGCGUUGGCGUUUGCUAAGAAUGGCGAUAACUGUACGGCGAGUGUGCAUGGGUCGAAUGCGUUUGGGGGUGCUUGGCUGGUUGGGCAGGCGUUUUUUCAGGGGCGGUAUAUUGAUCAUAAUGUGGGGGAGGGGACGAUGGGGUUUGCGGAUUUGAAGUAG
Pochonia chlamydosporia 170 is the source of this 1065-nucleotide messenger RNA. RefSeq names its product aspartic protease precursor. Gene Ontology annotation, biological process: proteolysis. The record is from RefSeq and is a predicted model, not a curated record. The coding region runs from base 1 to 1065 and encodes 354 amino acids. Gene Ontology annotation, molecular function: aspartic-type endopeptidase activity. The transcript has 3 exons. NCBI's taxonomy places the organism in Eukaryota, Fungi, Ascomycota, Sordariomycetes, Hypocreales, Clavicipitaceae.